Phycodurus eques (leafy seadragon) is the source of this 1437-nucleotide messenger RNA. Its product is annotated as fructose-bisphosphate aldolase A-like. The record is from RefSeq and is a predicted model, not a curated record. Gene Ontology annotation, biological process: fructose 1,6-bisphosphate metabolic process; glycolytic process. The transcript has 8 exons. Bases 83 to 1177 code for a protein of 364 amino acids. NCBI's taxonomy places the organism in Eukaryota, Metazoa, Chordata, Actinopteri, Syngnathiformes, Syngnathidae. Gene Ontology annotation, cellular component: cytosol. Gene Ontology annotation, molecular function: fructose-bisphosphate aldolase activity.
UCAAUUGGUUCUGCUCUCCUGGUGCAACAACAGUGCUGCAGUUUCCUGCUUCUGUCACAAUUUGAAGCAAUCAUCUGUCACCAUGACUCAUGCAUAUCCUUUCCUGACACCUGAGCAAAAGAAGGAGCUCAAUGCUAUUGCUCUGAGAAUUGUAGCUGCUGGAAAAGGCAUUCUUGCGGCAGAUGAGUCCACAGGCAGCAUGGCCAAGCGUUUCAAUGGCAUCGAUAUCGAGAACACAGAGGAGAACAGGAGGCUUUACCGACAGCUCCUCUUUACUGCCGACGACCGCGUCAAACCCUGCAUCGGAGGGGUCAUCUUCUUCCACGAGACGCUCUACCAAAAAACAGAUGACGGCAAACUUUUCCGCCAGCUAGUCAAGGAGAAGGGCAUCGUGGUGGGCAUCAAGGUUGACAAGGGUGUGGUUCCCCUCGCUGGCACCAAUGGAGAAACCACCACGCAAGGUCUUGAUGGGCUUUACGAACGCUGUGCUCAGUACAAGAAGGAUGGUGCUGACUUUGCAAAGUGGCGCUGUGUGUUAAAGAUCACAUCCACCACGCCGUCCAACUUGGCGAUCAUGGAGAAUGCAAAUGUUCUGGCACGCUAUGCCAGCAUUUGCCAGAUGCAUGGAAUUGUGCCCAUUGUCGAGCCUGAGAUACUACCAGAUGGUGACCAUGACCUGCAGAGGUGCCAGUAUAUAACUGAGAAGGUGCUGGCAGCUGUGUACAAGGCUUUAUCAGACCAUCAUGUGUAUCUGGAGGGGUCGCUGCUCAAGCCCAACAUGGUGACGGCUGGACACUCCUGCGCCAAAAAGUACAGCCCUCAGGAAAUCGCCAUGGCAACUGUCAUAGCCCUGCGUCGUACUGUGCCUCCCGCUGUACCAGGUGUGACUUUUCUAUCAGGGGGGCAGAGCGAAGAAGACGCCACCAUUAACCUGAAUGCCAUCAACCAAUGUCACCUGCUGCGGCCUUGGGCUCUCACCUUCUCCUAUGGCCGUGCUCUUCAGGCAUCUGCUCUUAAAGCCUGGGGGGGGAAGGAGGGGAAUGGCAAAGCCUGUCAGGACGAGUACAUAAAGAGAGCCUUGAAUAACAGCCAGGCAGCUCUUGGUAAGUAUGUGUCCUCUGGAGAGAAGGGUGCAGCCGCUCAGGAGUCUCUGUUUGUGAUCAACCAUGCCUACUGAGGCCAACCAGAUGUACCAGAGAUGUGGAGGCUAGAGAGUGACAAUCCAACUCUUAUUGAUAAUGCAACCAGUGAUGGGAGUCUCAAAUCAAAUAUGAUCAUUUGAACAAUAAUCCUAAGAAACGGUCUAUAUGUUCCUGUCCGAUUGGGACUUAAAAAGCAAUUAUUGUGGUUGAACUGUCUUCGUUGUUUCACUUGUGUUCUUUUGUGUGGGUGCAUGCGUGUGUGUAAGCAGGCAAAAAUAAAGAAUUCCCCUUAAUA